AAGCGCUCGCAAUCACUCUUUUACUUUCUUUAUAACUUACUCUCAAAUCUGAAUCAUCAUUAUUAUUAUUUGGAACUCCUAGUCCGCACCCUGAUUAAUUCGACUCGGUAUCUCCUCCGGCAAUGGCGGAUCCAUUCGAGAUCUCCUUCGCCGGAAUCUUCCUCAGCAGCGCCUUCGCCGCUUGUUUUGCCGAGUUGUGUACUAUUCCCUUGGACACAGCUAAAGUUAGGCUACAAUUAGAAAAGAGAGCUGCCAUUAGUGGGGAGGCUGGGGGUGGUGGCUCAAAGUACAAGGGAUUGUUAGGUACAGUUGUGACUAUUGCCAAGGAAGAAGGUCUUUUAGCGCUUUGGAAAGGAAUUAUACCGGGAUUACACCGUCAGUGUCUCUAUGGCGGUCUAAGAAUCGGCUUAUACGAGCCUGUUAAGGCAUUCUUAGUUGGGAGUAAUGCUAUAGAAGAUGUUUCUCUGUUUAAUAAAGUACUUGCUGCUUUGGUAACUGGUGCUAUAGCAAUUGCUGUUGCUAAUCCAACUGAUCUUGUGAAAGUUCGGCUUCAGGCUGAAGGAAAGAUGCCUGUUGGAGUGCCUAGGCGCUACUCUGGAGCUUUGGAUGCUUAUUAUACCAUUGCCAAACAGGAAGGACUGGCAGCUUUAUGGACAGGGCUUGGGCCAAAUAUUGCUAGAAAUGCAAUCAUCAAUGCAGCUGAGCUAGCUAGCUAUGAUCAUGUGAAAGAGACCAUUUUGAAAUUUCCAGGAUUUUCAGACAAUGUUUUAACCCAUCUUCUAGCCGGUUUAGGGGCAGGUUUUUUUGCUGUCUGCAUUGGGUCUCCUGUUGACGUUGUAAAAUCUAGAAUGAUGGGAGAUUCAAUCUACAAAAGCACCUUGGAUUGUUUUUUCAAAACUUUGAAAAAUGAGGGGCCUUUUGCUUUUUAUAAGGGCUUCUUACCCAACUUUGGGCGACUAGGUCUAUGGAAUGCCAUCAUGUUCUUAACUCUUGAGCAGGUCAAGAAACUAUUUUUGUGAGUAAUUUAAACCAAAUCACCUCCUUGAGUUUUGAGGAGCUGUCAUCUCUCUGCGGGGUGAGAGUGAGAGAGAGGGUCCUCUCCUGCAUCUGACUGUUCAUCAUUCAAUUGAUAAGGAGCAUUUCUUUCUGCGGGGGGUCUCUGCUUAUUCAAAGAUCAUGAAGGAGCACAAAUGCGGAUGUCAAUAAAAGUGAAUUCCUUCUUGUCCGUAUUAGCUGUGACAACAUUGCAUAGUAGUAUAUACUCGUUGGAAAAGCUUUCGACACAGCAAAGAGAAUUACCGCUUUCAACAAUAUUUCUAGAAUUGAAGAAUGCGAGAUAUUUGAGACAUAUCGUGAUGCAAUUCUUUUGUUUCAACUUAACCCUGUAUACCAAUAUACUGUACUUAAUAGUGGAGGAUUUGUAUAUUCAGAUUA
This is a messenger RNA of Coffea eugenioides, 1434 nucleotides long. Its product is annotated as mitochondrial uncoupling protein 2-like. Gene Ontology annotation, molecular function: oxidative phosphorylation uncoupler activity. The record is from RefSeq and is a predicted model, not a curated record. Bases 123 to 1019 code for a protein of 298 amino acids. Lineage: Eukaryota; Viridiplantae; Streptophyta; Magnoliopsida; Gentianales; Rubiaceae. Gene Ontology annotation, cellular component: mitochondrial membrane. The transcript has 9 exons. Gene Ontology annotation, biological process: mitochondrial transport; mitochondrial transmembrane transport.